AUGGUACGAGAUACUGAGAGCGCCUGGAUCAAGGCGCAAGACACCUACCUGGCAUCCCUUACGCCAAGCCAAAUUCGAAGUAUUCGAAGUAUAACUACACAAAGUGAGCUCUUAAAUACAACCAAGGAAUAUCGCCGGAGGUACAGCUCAGGGGGGUUUGCGAAGCUCCUAGAUCGAGUCAAUCCUUUCCUAGCACAAUUAACCUCUUUUUCCAACAUUAUCAAGAUAUUUGUUUCCUCUGACCCAAACUUUGCCGCCCUGGUCUGGGGAUCAGUGGCUCUCGUCUUGGAGAAAUGUUUGCCACGUUUUCAUCUGUACCUAGCAGAGUAUGGAUCCAGACCGCUCACGGAGAGUUUGAAAACAGGUUUGGUUCAGUAUUAUACAGAGCUCAUCGGACUUUGCCAGGACUUGGUAUCUAUUCUAAGCAACUCUGCCAUAAAGAACUUCUUCCUAGCGGCAUAUCCCUGUCGAGCUUUCCAUCGGAAUUCGGAGGCGAGGCUACACCGCCUUGAGGACCUCCGCUCGUGGGUUGACAUCGAAGCGGCAAUUGCUGCCCAAGCAGAACGAAAAUCCGAACAUCAAGAGUUGCUGAAAUUGGUGAAGCCCUUAAGGAUGGUGUCAGUACCAGACUGCUUUCAGAAUCUGCCCCACAUUCGAAACACCAAAUUUUACGGCCGCGAACCCGAGCUGCAACGCCUAAGCACUCAUCUGCUGCAACCACAACAGCACCCUUCCACCCUCCUUGCUUGUGGACUUUAUGGCAUUGGAGGCUCUGGUAAGUCUCAACUUGCCCUUGAAUUUGCAUACCGCAAUCUGGCCUGUUACAAUGCAGUUUUCUGGAUAUCUGGUGAAACAGAAUUGAAGCUGGCAGAAUCCUUCGCAGCUCCGGCCUUUGCAUUGGGAGUAGCAGGUGAAUAUAUGCAGCAAUUGACCCAGGUUCGGGAUAUAUUUAAGGAUUGGCUCUAUUCUAGCAGUCGUGAAGCUAUACGCCCUAUGCGCUGGUUGCUGGUCUUUGACAAUGUCGAAGAUCCUGUCUUAUUGAAUCCUUACUGGCCAAAGGGUGCCAAGGGGACUAUUAUCGUCACGACACGGAAUACGGAAGUUGCUCGGCUGUAUCCUGCAUUCAAAAUAGAAGUUCAACCGUUCAGCAAUGUGGAUAGCCGUAAAUUUUUGAUCAAAAUCGUCUAUGAAGAUGCCGAAGAAGAUUACGAUCCGAACAGCGCUGAUAUUGCCUCGGCAGAUCAUGUUGCAAGUGCGUUAGGACAUUUACCCCUAGCUCUUGAUCUGGUUGGAAGCUAUACUGCUUCACGUGGCAUGACACUUCCAAGGUUUCAAGAAGUACAUGGCGAAUACGAUCGCAAGUUCAUCUUUCAGAAUCCUGCCAGUCUCCAUUGGGAUGCUCAGGCCUACCAGAGGUCUCUUAACUCUACCUUUACUUUCAAUCUAGAGUUCAUGGAUUCCAGUACCCGACUUCUCAUUGAUCUAGUGGCAUUCCUGGACCCUGAUGGUGUCCCCACACCAUUAUUUCACCCCAAGCUACGAGAGCGAAAAACUUAUAAUUUGGAUUUCAAUUUGCCGAUACCACAGGCUCUCCUGUCAAGUCCGUUGGAGGAACCGGCAACCCUAGAACAAGCAAUAUCAUAUCUUAGGCAGGCGUCUCUUAUAAAGCGGAGUCAAUUGAAAGACCGACUUAUUUGCCAUCGCUUAGUUCAGACAUCGAUUCUCAACGCCAUGCCUUCAGCAAGAAAAACAGAAUGCUUCCAACGUGCGGUUUUCUUGCUCAAUGCCAGUUUCCCCGAGCAAAUUAACGGAGUCGCGUUGUGGAAUCAGUGGCGAGAUUGUGAAGACUACAACAUGCAUGUUUCUUCUCUGCUAGAGAAAUAUUUGUGGUACAAAGAAAACCUCGACCCUCCAAUACUUCUUUGUGAGAUUGCGCGUCGGUGUACAUGGUUCCUUUAUGAGAGAGCUCAAUAUAGAGAUGCCGAGGUCAUACUUGAUCGCGCUUGCUCUAUACUAGAGGAAGCUAUGACUAGAAAUGUACACCCUGGAUUUGGAAAGUAUUACGUAGCGUGGCUGACGUCUGAUCUCUACAAUACUCGGGGCGCUAUAGCAUAUGAGAAAAAUGGCAAAGAUCAUGGCCUACACUGGUUCGAGAAGACUAAAGCCCUCAGACAAAGUGUUUCCCGGCCUGGGAACAUAUAUGAUGAUCUCUGGAUCAUGCUAUCUGACGGAAACAUUGCCAACUCCCUGAUAUCAGCAGGGCGUCCUGAAGAAGCCCUCCCUCUGCUCGAAGAGUUGAUCGCAUCAACCGCGUUCGAAGAUAACAAAGAUCUUUAUUUUGCCAAUAUUUGUUGCUGUUACCAGGAAGUCGGGAAGUUGGACGAAGCAAUAGAGGUUGGUAAAAAGGCCCUCGAGCUAACUGUGAAAAAUCACGGAUCACAAAGUCUUAAAGCAGCCAUCGACUACUUCAACAUCGGCAGUGCAUAUCUCAAGCAAGGCAAACACGAGAAAGCCUUUGAUAAAUUGUUCGAUUGUCUCAAGAUUCGACAAUCCCAAAUGCCGACACACUACUAUACAGGUCUCACCAACCACAAAAUAGGGGUGAUCAUGAGAGAGAGGGGGGAUUUAGACUUAGCUAUCACCUUCUUCCGCGAAGCUCUUCGGAUAUUACGCCAAAGCGAAUUACAGGCCGGGGCCUGCGCACGUACUUCCUUCGCCUUAGCCACAGUGCUGGAUUUGACGGGAGAUUUCGAGGGCGCUUUAAAUGCUCGGGAGUUCGGUGAGAGCCAGAUAUUACAGCUUCCCGAUAUAGUCGAGGAGGAGAGGAAGAAGUUGGAUCGCAGAGAAGUCGAGUUUGACAAAUUUGUACUCUUUUGCCAUCGAUAAAGAGAACCCUAGUUCUAUUAGACUGAACACUAACUUCCCCAAAUUAAGCAAGAAAAGGGGAUGCAACCUGAAGACAAGAAAGAUGGUCUAAAUAAAGUAUUGCAGACUUACAUUUAUGCCACUUGGGUGUCGGAGAAGUUGGCCCAUAUAGUUUAGGGUUCAGUGUUAAAAGUCGGUGUGCUCUAAAUUGUACUGUAC
Messenger RNA from Hyaloscypha bicolor E, 3084 nucleotides. RefSeq lists its product as uncharacterized. Gene Ontology annotation, molecular function: ADP binding; protein binding. The transcript is spliced from 9 exons. Lineage: Eukaryota; Fungi; Ascomycota; Leotiomycetes; Helotiales; Hyaloscyphaceae. The coding region runs from base 1 to 2886 and encodes 961 amino acids. The record is from RefSeq and is a predicted model, not a curated record.